AGGAGAGGGGCAGGACGAGGAGGGCGGGAGAGGUCCUCCCACCCAGGGGCGGGCUCCAGCACCGCAGCGCCUCCGGGACCCGUGCCACCGGGACCCGCGCCUGCACAGUCGUGGAGACAUGGCACCAGCCGGAGGCCCGCGGGCCAAGAAGGGCAUUUUGGACCGUCUGGACAGCGGGGAGCUUGUGGUUGGGGACGGCGGCUUUCUCUUCGCUCUGGAGAAGAGAGGGUUCGUGAAGGCAGGGCUGUGGACUCCAGAAGCAGUGGUGGAGCAUCCAAGUGCAGUUCGUCAGCUCCACACAGAAUUCUUGAGAGCGGGAGCCAAUGUCUUGCAGACGUUCACCUUUUCUGCCUCUGAGGACAACAUGGAUGACAAGUGGGAAGACGUAAAUGCAGCUGCCUGUGACCUCGCCAGGGAAGUGGCUGACGGAGGGGACGCUUUGGUGGCAGGCUGCCUCUGCCAGACAUCACUGUACAAAUACCACAAGGAUGAAACCAGAAUUAAAAACCUUUUUCGACUACAGUUAGAAGUUUUUGUCAGGAAAAAUGUGGACUUCUUGAUUGCAGAGUAUUUUGAGCAUGUGGAAGAAGCUGUGUGGGCUGUGGAAGUCUUGAGGGAAGUGGGCAAACCUGUGGCUGUGACCAUGUGCAUCGGGCCGGAGGGGGACAUGCAUGACGUGACCCCUGGAGAAUGCGCAGUCAAGCUGGCGCAGGCAGGGGCAAACAUCAUUGGGGUCAACUGCCGAUUCGGACCCUGGACCAGCCUGCAGACCAUGAAGCUCAUGAAGGAGGGGCUAAGGGAUUCGGGGCUGCCAGCUCACCUGAUGGUGCAAUGCCUGGGCUUCCACACACCUGACUGUGGCAAAGGAGGGUUUGUGGACCUCCCAGAAUAUCCCUUUGGCCUGGAGCCCAGAGUUGCGACCCGAUGGGAUAUUCAAAAAUACGCCAGAGAGGCCUACAACCUGGGCGUCAGGUACAUCGGCGGCUGCUGCGGAUUCGAGCCCUACCACAUCAGGGCGAUUGCUGAGGAACUGGCCCCGGAAAGGGGUUUUUUGCCUCCGGCUUCAGAGAAACACGGCAGCUGGGGCAGUGGUUUGGACAUGCACACCAAACCCUGGAUCAGAGCAAGGGCUAGACGGGAAUACUGGGAGAAUCUGCUGCCAGCUUCAGGCAGACCUUUCUGUCCUUCGCUGUCGAAGCCAGAUGCGUAAGAAGCAAGGAAAGAAAACUCUGAAAUGACGGAACAGAAAGAAAUGGCCUCAAGCCCUGACUUCCAUGCUGCUGUCCUCAGCCUGCCCUGUUCUUCCAGCUGCUGUGCAUCGGUGAGCUACUGUCCCUUCAGUUCAAGCAACACAUCCCUCCUGAGCAUGCUCACCAGAUGCUGUGGGGAUGUGGAGACACCGGGACCUGUCCUCCCUCCCCAAGUACUCUCUGACUAAUAAUGCCACAGUGCACCCAUAUGAAGGUCAUCAGGCAUGACCAGAGUUGGCUCUCAGAGUGGAUCUGACAUUCUUAAAUCAUCAGAAGCCAGCAAGAAGCUAUCUUAGUGAAUAAUUCAGAUGUCGAAGCUAGAUGCUUGAGGAAGCGGGAGCAGGGCUCUGAACUAGCAAUCGGCAUGCUUUUCUCAAGUGAUUUCUAUUGUAGCUACAAACACAUCUCAGUAGAAGAUAUGUCAAAAGUGUGAGUGAUGGCAGGAUUAUUAAAAUCUCAGCACUUUGCUUUCAAAGAGGAUUUUUGCUUUAAGGUCUUAGAGUUUGUAAGUGUAUCUUUAUAACCACACACAGUCAGAUUAUAAGCUACUGAAGCUCAGGACCAUAUCACAUGCUGCUUACAUUCUUCUUUAUUUAGCAUUAUGCGUAACAUAAUCACCAAUGCUCAAUGAAAUGCUUGUUGAUUAAGUCAAACAGCCGAACCCUGCAAGACCUUUUCAGAAGUCAGAGUUCAAGUCCAUCUUGUUGUAAUACUUUCUUGAUUCACGGUUGUGUUGUACACUGACAGUGUGCCCACUUUUCUCUUUUUUUGCAACAAUGUAGCCAUGUGUGACAAUUAAUAAAAUCACAAAUUAUUUUCCUUGU
Peromyscus californicus insignis is the source of this 2074-nucleotide messenger RNA. It is a transcript of the gene Bhmt2, whose product is annotated as betaine--homocysteine S-methyltransferase 2. The record is from RefSeq and is a predicted model, not a curated record. Lineage: Eukaryota; Metazoa; Chordata; Mammalia; Rodentia; Cricetidae. The transcript has 8 exons. Gene Ontology annotation, molecular function: zinc ion binding; betaine-homocysteine S-methyltransferase activity. Bases 119 to 1210 code for a protein of 363 amino acids.